Molecule: messenger RNA, 2382 nt
Organism: Malassezia japonica
Lineage: Eukaryota; Fungi; Basidiomycota; Malasseziomycetes; Malasseziales; Malasseziaceae
Exons: 1
Coding region: 1-2382 (793 amino acids)
Biological process (GO): transmembrane transport
Cellular component (GO): brush border membrane
Molecular function (GO): transmembrane transporter activity
Source: RefSeq, a predicted model, not a curated record
AUGGCGCCAGGGACCGAGGGUAAUUCGGGAGACGAGCGCGCGGCGGAUACGACCGACGAUACUGUGCGCCAGCCCCCCACCCCCCGGAAGAAUCCUAUGGAGAACUUGCUAGGGCGUGGGCGUGCGUCGCCGCCGCCCGACGAGGUGCCGUUGAACGUGCCAGGCGACGGGCCCGACGUGCUCUCCUUCAAGCGACGCCGCAGCCGCGACCCGCUGGGGUCGGUGCGCCGCUGGCUGCACGGCGACCGCGCGACUAUUCUGGAAGGGCCAGGGCUGCGCCACCUGCGCAGCUCGGGCGCGCCAGAAGGCUGGGAGCACCCGGCACGGUACGUGAAUGCCUCGCAUGUCACCGUCCCGACUGUGCUGCCGACGCCCGAGUCGACACCGAUUCCCAUGCUGCCGUACACGGUGCUGUGUCUGCUCAUCUUUGGCGAGUUCUGUUCAGCAGGAGUCGCCGGUCCUUUUCUCUUUUUCAUGCUAAACGACUUUCAGGUCGGCGACGAGAGCCGCGUCGGAUUCUGGGCGGGCAUCCUCGCUGCGGUCUUCUUCUUUGCCCAGUUCCUCACAUCGCUGCUGUGGGCAUCGGCCGCAGAGAAGCACGGGCGCCGCUUGGUGCUCCAGGUGUCACUCGUGGGCAGCACCGUGUCGCUGCUCGCUUUUGGCUUCUCGCCCAACCUGGCCUUUGCGCUCCUCUUUCGCCUCGCACAGGGUUUCUUUAACGGCGCAGUAGGCGUCGCAAAGGGCGCCGUACGCGAUCUCACCGAUGAGACCAACGAGAGCCGUGCGUAUGCGCAGAUGGGCUUCUGCUGGGGCAUGGGCGGUAUCAUCGGGCCAAUCCUCGGUGGCUUGCUGGAGCACCCUGCGCAAAAGUACCCGUGGCUCUUUGGCCACUCGGUCUUGCUGCAAAAAUAUCCCUACGCGCUGCCAUGUGCGCUUGCGGCGUCGUCCACGGCGCUUGGUACAAUCCUCUCGCUCUUCCUCGAGCCGCACGCAGGCCCAUCCGGCGUGCGCCUGCCCGACGACGAUCCGCCCCACUCGGUCUUUGACGACGGGUGGCGCAGCCCGUCGGUCGCCGCGACGCCAGAUGACGAGCUCGACGAGGACGAGGCGAUGGGCCACAGCGAGGUCUCGGGGCCCACCGCGCCGUCGCACAUCAGCCGGGGACGCAUGCGCGAGAGCCAGUUCUCGCACAUGCGCAACCCGUCCAACUUCGGCACUGCGUACGGCCUAGACUCGAUGCGCACCGGCCCGUCGAGCGUGCGCAUGGCGCGCAACCGCUCCGACUCGGUCGGGCGCUCGUUCCGUCGGGCGCCGAGCAUGGCGAGCACGUCGCGUAUGUCCUUCUUCAAUCACGACGCGGAGCUGCCCGAGUCGCAGUACCGUGCGUCAAACAUGUCAAUGCUCGAGCGCUUCGUGCUUGCGAACGACGACGCGGUUCUCUCUAUCACCGAUCUCUGGGUCGCCGCGGCGACCAACAACGAAGAGGCACACCCCACGGCCGACUCGUCCAGUGAGCCCUUCCAUGAGGACGACGACGUGUCAGAGCACGACGAGCCAUACCACGAUACGCCGCCGCUCUUUGGCACGUCGUUUGCGGACCGCGAGGCGCCGCGGGCACAGCCCUAUCUGCCCCCUGCGCACUUUGCCAAGAUGCACCGCGGCCGCUCGCAAAUGUCGCGCAUGAGCAAGGUGCCGGAUCCCGUCGAGACGGCCGAGGUGCCCGAGAUGCCGACCUCGCUCUGGGUCCUAAUUCCGGUCGUGGUGAUUGCGCACUAUGCGACGCUCUCUUUCCACUCGUCCAUGUUUGACCAGAUCUUUUUGUCGUUCCUCGUGACACCGGAGCCCUCGGGUGGUCUCGGUCUGAACGCGGGGCACUAUGCGGCGCUGAUUGCGUCCAUGGCGCUGUGCCAGCUCCUGUUCCAGUUCCGUGUCUAUCCCAAUGUCGGGCCGCCAAACGGGCCGCUGUCGCACCUGUCGAUGCUGCAGUGGGGCCUCGUGCUGUACCUCCCGUGCUAUACACUCUUCCCCUUCCUGCGCACCUUCCUCUUGCCAAACACCGACGUGCUCGUCAUGUGUGCCAUGAUUGCCUUUGCGACGCUCCGUUGGCUUGCAAAUGUCGUGUCGUUCACGGCGAUCAUGGUGCUGCUCAAUGCGUGGACGCCGCCGCACCUCGUCCCGCUCGCCAACGGUCUCGCACAGACCGUGAGCUCGGCGGCGCGCUGUGUCGGGCCGAUCAUCGGCGGUAUGGUGUGGGCCCAGAGCAUCCAGGGCGGGCCCAAGGCCCACCCCUGGCCGCUGAACUUCCACCUCGGCUUCUGGGUCGUGGGCCUGGUCGCGUUUGCCGAAUGGUUCCAAGCGCGGUGGCUGCGUGACCGUAUAUAG